AUGUAUAGCUGGAUUGAUGAUACCUUACCAAUAGAACCAUGGUUUAUAGGUGGAUCUGUGAUUAAAGGAUUCGGCCGUGGUUCUAAAGUACUAGGAAUUCCAACAGCCAACUUACCUGCAGAAAACUUUUCCGACGUACUAUCAGAGCAUACAUCAAGGGUAUACUUUGGCUGGGCUGGACUUUCAACGCGAGGUAUAUAUAAGAUGGUCAUGAGCAUUGGGUGGAACCCUUAUUUUGAUAACACGGAGAAGACUAUUGAACCAUGGUUGCUUCACGAUUUUGGUGAAGACUUUUAUGGAGAGGAGCUGCGCCUUGUUAUUGUUGGUUACAUACGACCCGAGGCCAACUUUCCUUCACUAGAGAGCUUGAUAGAGAGGAUUCACGAGGAUGCAAGGAUAGCAGAGAAGGCCCUGAAUUUACCAUUAUACGCCAAGUAUACAGACUCGCCGUAUCUAAGAAAUUCCUUGAAGGAGGACAAUUCUGCUAACGGGAACCAGUCAGUGAUAGAUUCCAAGUGAUUCAACGUUGUGAAGUGAAAAACAUGAAGAAUUCUCUUUUGCAGCGUUGUUGAUGCAGAAAGAGUCCUACAGUUCUUGUGCUUGUACUGCAGCAUUAUGUUCCAUGAAUUCUGAAGGUAAUAUUUCUUGCCUGUUGGGUUUUUAGGUUUCGACCGUAUUUUGCAUAUUACCUGCUUAAACAUGAUCGUUAGUCAUGAUUUUGUAGAUCAAACCGGCUAGCGGAGCUAAUUUAGAUAGAACGAUGGAUAACUACCCGUCUCGUGGGUAAACGGAAGGUUUUCAAGACAAAUCUACAAAGAGGUGUCGUACUCUUGUAGUGGUGG
Messenger RNA from Oryza sativa Japonica Group (Japanese rice), 842 nucleotides. Its product is annotated as bifunctional riboflavin kinase/FMN phosphatase-like. The record is from RefSeq and is a predicted model, not a curated record. Gene Ontology annotation, molecular function: riboflavin kinase activity. Gene Ontology annotation, biological process: FMN biosynthetic process; riboflavin biosynthetic process. Lineage: Eukaryota; Viridiplantae; Streptophyta; Magnoliopsida; Poales; Poaceae.